Messenger RNA from Lethenteron reissneri (Far Eastern brook lamprey), 5544 nucleotides. It is a transcript of the gene UBA5, whose product is annotated as ubiquitin like modifier activating enzyme 5. Lineage: Eukaryota; Metazoa; Chordata; Hyperoartia; Petromyzontiformes; Petromyzontidae. Gene Ontology annotation, molecular function: UFM1 activating enzyme activity. Gene Ontology annotation, biological process: protein ufmylation. The record is from RefSeq and is a predicted model, not a curated record. Gene Ontology annotation, cellular component: cytoplasm; cytosol.
GUUUAGCCCCCUCUAUGCGGCCAACAGACGCUGCUUGGGCAUGCGGUGGCUGGGCAUGUGGGCUUCAUGACCCAACCUUCCCUGCCGGAGGAGCUCACCGAUGGGACUUUGUCCAGAUCUUUCAACGAUUUGUGAGCUCCUCACACAAUCCAGCCUGGUUAAACCCAGGAUGCAUCGUAGGCAUGCCAGCCUGAAUGUUUCUGAUGGUAAGACCACCUCUUAGUGGCACACUCCAGGUUCAGCAGCAGCGCCUCCAACUCCUCCUCUGAGUGAGCAGCAAUCAUCAGCAUACAUAACAUGGUUGACGAAUAGGGAGCUAUCCAUCGACCGCACCCGGGCAUCGAUCAGCCUCCCGUUGUAUCUGUACCAGAUGGAAAUUCCUCUGGUACAGCCAUGGAAAGCUUCUCGAACUACGUGGUCAAAGAUAAUGUUAAAUAAUGUGGGAACCAGAGGACAUCUCUGUUGCACCCCAAGGUGAACAGGGAAUGGCUCCGACUCCUGGCCACAUAGCUUUACCCGGGCCCGCUCACCAUCAUGAAGGUCCUUAAUGAUCGUGAGCAGAGGGUCAGGGACUCCGAAAGCACGAAGAACAACCCAGAGCCAAGGCCUACUGAUGGUAUCAUAGGCCUUGACCAGGUCAAUAAAGCAGAGAUGUAGGUCUUGUUGGAAUUCCCUACACCUCUGCCUUAGCAGACGGACAGAAAAUAUUAAACCACAUUGGGGCUCCGCAAGUCUCUCCUCAGCGUGCCUGGCAAGGCGAUGUUGAAUAAUCCUUUCCAGGACCUUUCCUGAGACACUGAGAAGAGAGAUGCCCCUAUAGUUGUUACACUCUGCGGAGCCCAUCCUGUGGUCCACACAGUUGUGAUGAUGUCAUGUAGGGCAGUCUGCACACAGAUGCCACCCUCCCUCAGCAUUACGCUUGGGAGAUCGUCUCUGCCCGGCGCUUUUCCUGGUCUCAGACUUCGGAUCGCCCGUCACACUUCCUGCACAGAUGGCACCUCAGCCAACCAUUCAGAAGGGGUGGCUACUUCUGCCAAUAUUUGAGGCACGGCAGCCCGAGCAGGGUCGUGCCUAUCUUGCCCCAUGAUGUUGCCUGGGCAGAGGGAAUUCCCCUCCUCCAAGACCUCCCAAAAAUGUUCUGAAAACCUGCAGCCCUGUUCCUGGGAGUCGGAGAUCGGAUUAUCGUUCUUUCCCUUAAGGAUGGUGAUAGGUGAGGCGCUGCAAAUUACUUUUUGAUGGAAUUAAACAGUGAUUUGUGCGGGCUACUGAGGCAGAUUCCAUCUCCUCAACAAUCCGCGCCCACCACUCAUUCUUGCAGCGCCACACAGAUCUCCGAAUCUCCAAGCGAAGGCUGCGGUAAGCCUUCUCCUAUAGGCAAGAUUUCACCAGCAGUACACAAAGACACAGAUCUCUCAUAUAGCCUUAACAGACUGUUGUUAGCGAGCACCUAUGAAGGCCGGCAUGGCACACGAGGGGGUGGGUGGCCAGCACCACGCCCGGCGCCUUUGUCUCCCUAGUGGCGAUGUUACUACACACUGCAUUAGGUACUCAUUUGAGGUUGAGUCGACCUAGGCGAGGCACAGUACCGGUUCAGAUAAUUGUCACUGGUGUCAGUCGUGAGCGGCAAUCGAACUCGGGGUGCCGGGUUCAUAGCGCAGCGCGCUAACCGCUACACUACCACUCCCCAGCAGCACACGCACAGCAACCCCUACAGUCGGCUGAUGGCGCUCAAGAGGAUGGGGGUGGUGGACAACUACGAGCACAUCCGCGACGUGGCUGUGGCGGUCGUGGGUGUGGGCGGCGUCGGCAGCGUCACGGCUGAGAUGCUGACUCGCUGCGGCGUGGGGAAGCUGCUGCUGUUCGACUACGACAAAGUGGAGCUGGCCAACAUGAACCGGCUCUUCUUCCAGCCGCAGCAGGCGGGCAUGAGCAAAGUGGAGGCGGCGGAGCACACCCUGCGGAACAUCAACCCGGACGUGCAGUUUGAAACGCACAACUACAACAUCACCACCAUGGGCAACUUCCAGCACUUCAUGGAGCGAGUGAGUCACGGGGGCCUGCAGGAGGGCCGGCCUGUCGAGUUGGUCCUCUGCUGCGUCGACAACUUUGAAGCGCGCAUGGCCAUCAACACGGCAUGUAACGAGCUGAACCAGGUGUGGAUUGAGUCGGGGGUGAGUGAGAACGCCGUGUCCGGCCACAUCCAGCUCAUCAUUCCUGGCGAGACGGCCUGCUUCGCGUGCGCCCCUCCGCUGGUGGUCGCUGCCAACAUGGACGAGAAGGCGCUGAAGAGGGACGGCGUCUGUGCCGCCAGCCUCCCCACCACCAUGGGGGUGGUGGCGGGCCUCCUGGUGCAGAACGCGCUCAAGUACCUGCUGGGGUUCGGCGAGGUGAGCCGCUACCUGGGCUACAAUGCGAUGCAGGACUUCUUCCCCAGCAUGGCCAUGCAGCCCAACCCCACGUGCGACGAGCACUACUGCUGCCAGCGCCAGCGCGAGUUCCAGGCGAAGCCCCGUCAGGAGCCUCCUGCGGCCCCACCGGAGGAGGAGGCGGCCCCCCUGCACGAAGACAACGAUUGGGGGAUAGAGUUGUUGGCUGAGACGUCAACGGAAGCGGGCGAGGAGGAGGAGGGGAGCCCGGGAGUUGUUCUUGUGCCAGGGGUGCGACUUGCCUACACCAAACCCGCACAGGUACACACACAGUUGGCUGAAGACGUGGGGCCCUCCGUGGAGGAGACGGAGCAGAGUCUGGAGGACCUCAUGGCGCAACUCAAGGGGAUGUAGGCGAGGCCACUGCCUGGCACAGGACCUGCGCACCCGGAGCCCAGUCAUGGACCUGACUCGCAGAACUUUGCUUCCUGGGACCUAGGACCAUAGAAACCCAGGGAUGCCGUGUUCCUGGAACCCUGGGACCUGGAAUAACCCGACCUUGGCGAUGAACCCAGACCACAGAACCUUCACUCCGGGCAGGGUCUCGUGACCUAUGACACUCACUCAGCUUGGAAGAUGCACGUGUGUGUGUACGUUGAACUUCUUGCGCACCGUACGUAGCCAACCGCGCUCAUCGGAGGUGCGGGGGAAGAACAACAAACUAAACACUAAAAGCAGUCCUAAAGAGCUUGAGACCCAUCACCUGGUCACCUGGAAUCACUGGUGCUUGCCUAAUCAACCUGGACAAUGAGACCUUGCAAGCAGGGGCCUGGUAUCAUGGAAACUUCACAGGGAACUUAGGACCUUAGGAUCUGAGCAAGGAACCUAGGCCUCAGGACCAGAACUGGGGUCAUUUAUAAUUCCAAUUAGAGCAGCAUUGUUGGUUAAAAGGACAAUUACAUUGUAAUAUGUUGCGGAUUACACAUUUAUGUACGUAUGUUGACCUUUCACACCGUGCUUAGUCAACAAACUUAACAUAAAAAUCAGUUUAAAAAAAAAUGUGUUCACAAUUUAGACCUAAAAGUGCAUAACUCCAGUGGCUUCCUAAUAUCGCAAGGAAGAGCAUUCCAGACGGCCGCGGAAGUGCAUCUGACAGCGCGUGAUGCGGUUGCUGUCUUUGUUCGAUGGUCAGCCAAAAGCCGUUGCUGUGAAUUGUAAUCGAUUCCAGGUCUGCUCAGCACGAGGGAACCGAGGGCCUUUGGAUCCAGUCCCUGGCACCUCGUUCCUGGAACCUCGUUCCUGGAGCCUCGUUCCUGGAACCUUUUACCUGGAACCUCGUUCCUGGAGCCUCAUACCCAGUACCCAGAACCUCGUACCUGGAACCUCGUUCCUGGAACCUCGUUCCUGGAACCUCGUUCCUAGACUCCAGGGAUCGUACACAGUAAGUCCUCUAUUUUGGUUGUUUCUCUAUAAUGUCACCAACAAAUUUACGGAACGUGAUUCGAUUUAAAAGGUGUCGAUUUCACUCCGAACGUGAUGCACAAUCGCAAGAUAGCGCGGGAGGUUAUGCAUCGUACGUGACGACAGCGACGCCAUGGCACCAACAAAAUAGUGCUCAAUCCUCGUGUUUACAACGUCGCCAUUAUCUGCACCGCGCUACCCUCUAAACGCAAUCUCAGCCACCAUCUCGGGUGAUAAUUCUAUCUUAAUUUAUGUAUUUAAACGUGUUAUGUAAUUUUCUGGUAACCCGUGCAAUUUCAUUCGACCCAAAAAGUGACCCCUCCCAAGGAACCCAUCCCAAAUUCAUAUCACGAAGUCAAUGAUGGUAGAAUUCGGUUUUUAGAUUUCCGUGGCGCCUGGCAUCGCGUUUGUCCAGCGACGCGUUAUCCAACAUCGAUGGAGGACUCGCUGCUCCUGGGGAGGAGACUUCGACUCGGACCCAAGGAGUCGAGAACUUUGGAACCUCGGAUCUGAACCAUGGGACCUCGACAAGAAACGCAGACCAAUUGGACAGAGUCCCUCCUAAGUCCAGGGACCCGGUCCCCUAGUCCCAGGGACCCUAGAAAUUCCAUGAAGCCGCUGGACGCGGUCCUUCCUGCUCCCGUGGCACACGCACUCAACCGUGCUGAUGGAAUCGUCAUCGUCCGUGAUCCAUCCACUGCUGGAUGGCCUUCUUAAGCCGUCACCAUCUUUCACGGUCCUGGAGUGUUGCUGCCCCACCUACUUUAAACAACGGGUUCACCCUCGGGUAGCUCAUGUCCAUCCCCACGCUCGUGUAGUAGUUUAAGUGUAAGUCUCGCUACGGAUGUUCUAAUCGCUGCCUGCACCUGCUUUGUCCACAUCUGGGCAAGGAGUUGUGCAACCGGGGCAAUGUCUACCGCGUGUGUGUGUGUCUGUGUGUGUGUGUGUGUGUCAGUGUGUGUGUCAGUGUGUGUGUCAGUGUGUGUGUGGGGAGCGGUAGUGUAGUAGCGGUUAGCGCUACGCUGCGCUACGAACCCCGCAACCCGGGUUCAAUUCCCACUCACGGCCAACACCUGUGACGAUUAUCUGAACCGUUCCUGGGCUUCCCCUAGGUUGACUCAACCUCAAACGAGUACCUGGUGCGGUGUAUAAACAUUGCCACUGGGGAAGACAAAGGCGGUAGUAGUAGCGACUACAUAUGUAGCUACUACAAGUGCUACUACGAUAAUCCGGCACUGGGUCGCAUGGUGGGCGCGUGAAGUCGGCUGCAAACCUCGGAGCAGAUCAAUGGUCGCAAAGUGGAGUCUGUCCUGCAGGCAACUGGUUCAGAUAAAUUGCUCGCAAAACUGGUUGCAGCGACGUCCGCACACACGUACAAGCGGCACAGUUGCGUGCAACUCGAGUUGCAUUUAACUGAUCGCUCGGACGUGGGCACGACUCGUUCGUGGUUAUUGCACGUCACCAGUUCUAUAAAUUGCUAUCGUAGAACAAAUUACGUCUCUCCAACACCCGCCACCGAUGGACGGAUGAUGAUAUGAUCCGGCCAACGGCAAAAACAUCCACCCCCCCCUCGCCCCCCUCCUGCGAUUAAAACAAUGGUUUCAUCCGGCUCGAGUCGUCUUCAAGCUGACAUCGCCCUGUAGCCGAUAUUCGCCGCUGAUGCCAAUCGUCGUGAAUAAACGCCGGCAAUGUAAUUCAUUGUUGUUGUUGAUCAAAA